AUGUCUCCCCAGCUCAAUGAUCCUGCAGGCCCUGAAGGUGAUCCUGAUGAGAUCUUUACAGUGAUAAAGGAAGGUAAUGAGGAGGCCCUAAUAAGGUUAGCUGAGCAACCAGGAGCCAUGUCCAGAGUAGACGACAGAGGAUGGAUCCCGUUACAUGAGGCCGCAGUGCAGGAGAAGAAAAGUAUACUGGAGAUUGUCUUCUCAGCUUCCCCCCAGGGUGCAGAGCAGUGCCGGACUCUGAAAGGAGAGACACCUCUCUUCCUGGCUGUAGUGUGCGGCCUGAGGGAAAACGCUACGUUCCUGCUUCAGAAUGGAUGCUGUCCAGACCUCCAGAACGAUGACGAGGAAUCUCCACUUGUGGCAGCUAUAGUAAAUGACCAAUAUGAUUGUGCCUCGCUCCUGCUUCGCUGCAAUGCCAAGGUGGACCAAACAGGAGAUCUGGAGCGGACUGCCCUCCAUGAGGCAUCCCUCCUGGGUCUGGACAAUUUUGUUAACCUGCUACUGCAGUCCGGAGCCGACCCAAACGCAAGGGAUGUUGACAAGCUGACCCCACUGGCACUGGCUGCAGAGACAGGGCACCUUAACGUAGUGGAGGUCCUGCUACAGAAAGGAGCCAGCGUGCAGUCUCAGACAGAGGGCUCUGUGCUGUUUGAGGCGGUUGCAUCAGGUAAUCCUGACAUCAUCUCUCUGCUGCUGGACUAUGGGGCAGACCCCGACAUGCCCAACCACAGUGGGCACCUACCCAUCCACCGUGCUGCAUACCACGGGCAUCUGUUGGUGUUGGAACGGUUGAUCUCAGCAACAAAUAUGGAGGCAGUGAAGAAGAGUGGUAUGAGUCCCCUUCACUCUGCUGCUGCUGGGGGACACACCCAGUGCCUGGAGGUCCUUCUCAAUGCAGGCUACGACCCCAACUUCAUGCUGCACCCACGCGUGCGCAAUAAAUACGAUGACGAACGCAGGUCGGCUCUUUACUUUGCUGUAUCGAACAACGAUGUCCAGUCCACCCGUCUGUUGCUGGAGGCUGAGGCCAUGGUCAACCAGGACCCUGUCAACUGUCUACAAGUGGCUCUGCGGCUGGGCAACUAUGAGCUUAUAAACACUCUGCUGAGGUACGGUGCUAACGCCAGCUACUAUUCUCGUGUCAAAACAACACACUUCCCAUCAGCACUGCAGUAUGCGCUGAAAGAUGAGGUCAUGCUGAGGAUGCUUCUCAACCAUGGAUACGAUGUACAGCGCUGCUUUGACUGUCCCUAUGGAGACAGUUCCCAUGACUACGCACCCUGGACGACCUCGGUCACCAAAGACAUGGUGUUCUGUGAGGUGAUAACAGUCAAGUGGCUGAAACACAUCUCGGCACAGGUAGUGCGCAUCAUGCUGGACUACACAGACCACGUCACCCUCUGUGUCAAACUCAAGGAAUGCCUGAAGACACAGAAACAGUGGCCUGAGAUAUGCCAUAUCCAAGAGAAUGUGCGCAGCCUGAAGCACCUGUGUCGGCUGCGUAUACGGGACUGCCUGAGCCGUCUGCGUCUGCGAUCCCCAGCCUUCAUCAGCUUCAUUCCUCUCCCCACCAGGCUUAAGGACUACCUCCGAUACAGAGAGUACGACAUCUACAGCAGGGGCAGCCCUGAUUGAUCAUAACAUAAUGGCACUCUCUAAGAAAGUUCCAGUUCCUUAUCAGUUUGUCUGGACCUUGUUUACUUUUGUAAGUGUGUGUCUCUUUAGUUCCUACUCGAGGAUCAACAACAAGCAAUAUUCUCUCCCUUUUUUCCUACUCUGAAUGCAUGUUAUGUCAUAGGCAGCACAAUGUGUGUUGCUCCUAGGUUGAGCAUUGUGGGUCACUGAACCAACUGGGA
Molecule: messenger RNA, 1856 nt
Organism: Salvelinus namaycush (lake trout)
Lineage: Eukaryota; Metazoa; Chordata; Actinopteri; Salmoniformes; Salmonidae
Gene: asb14b
Product: ankyrin repeat and SOCS box containing 14b
Exons: 10
Coding region: 1-1635 (544 amino acids)
Biological process (GO): intracellular signal transduction
Cellular component (GO): cytoplasm
Molecular function (GO): protein binding
Source: RefSeq, a predicted model, not a curated record